GGGUGAAGUGAUAUUUACAAUCCGAAUGAGUGACGGCUAAUGCUAAGUAUCCAGAGCUAAAGCUGUUCUUACAUCGUAUAUUAAAACCACUUUGUUCACCACAAAUGGCAUCUCAGAUCCCCAUAACCGUCAGGGCCCCGCCGACAGCCGCCACCUCUGCCGCUCUCCGGGGGAAGAAACGUCCCGCAAGUCCGGCGGUGUCUGCCGCGCAGCAGGUCACCGGGACCGGGAGCUGCAGCAUCAAGAAGAAGAAAGGGCUGCUGACAGUGACACCAGCAACACAGAUAACAGCCGUGGAGUCAGUGGCUGAGGUGAAGCCAAUGGGAACAGCUGACUGCGGUCCAGCCGCCAUCACAGAGCCCACAGCAAAGCCUCCGCCAUUCAAAGACCCCACGUUUAUGCACUCGGGGAUCGGUGGAGCAGCAGCAGGUAAAAAGAACAGGACCUGGAAGAAUCUCAAACAGAUUCUGGCCCUGGAGCGGACUCUACCCUGGAAGCUUAAUGAUCCCAGCUACUACAACAUUGAGGCCCCUCCUUCUCUAAAGCCAACCAAGAAAUAUUCUGACAUCUCUGGACUCCCUGCAAACUACACAGACCCUCAGACAAAGCUACGCUUCACGUCCAGCGAGGAGUUCUCCUACAUCCGUCUCCUCCCCACUGAUGUUGUUACCGGCUACCUGGCGCUCCGGAAGGCAACUUGCAUUGUACCCUGACGGCCGAGCGAGGCUUGAACCCUGAAACAGGUUCAAACCAGAACUGAACCUCUGUCAGUGUAGGAAGCCGUUGGAGAGGACAGGCUGCGAUUAAUGAGGACGCAAAGUGAAGACCGCUGAACUCACAGACUGGCCACCGCUAAACAUCCGCACAACUGAUUUCAAAGAAGGCAACCUGAGUCAUAAUUGUUACUGCGUAGGGCUGGGUGUUGUUUAAAAUAUUACGAUUCUAGUACCAAUACCAGUGCCCUUAAAGGGGUACAGAUACCAGUAGAGUACUUAAUUCGAUAACCAUAAUAUGAAUACGGUGGCGUGUAGUGUAGCGAUACUUUCAAAUGUUUUGGUGGCAUCUCGGUAUGCUGAACUGCCAACCCCAUCAAAUACACCGUGCUCAACUUCAUCACACCACAGACUCUAUGUGUUGUAACGUGAGCUGCUGUCAUGGGACUGUAAGCUCCACGCCGGGGACAGUUGUGAGAGUCCGCCCAGAUGCACAUACACAGUGAUGGGGCUAACUGUUAGCAUCAUACAGCUAACAUUAACUAACACUUAUUAAUGGUUAACAACAGCGUCAAGCCAUUUCAGUGUCUGUGUAAGUUUGUUGGGACAGUUUUACAGCUUGCUGUUGGAUGUUGGACACUGCUGCUGUGCUAGGUCAUGCUAACUGGGCAGAUGUUGAACAGGAAGAAGAAGAGCGGCUCCGGAGACGGCAGCAACAGAAAGUUUGCUAAUUUCUGGAGGGGAGUCGGGAUGGUACGGAAUCAGACUCCCGACGCAAAGAGGAUCAAGUGCAGCUAUGGGGUCUACAUGGGAGUCUACAAACUAAUGAGUGAUGUCUCAUUAGUUUGUAGACUCCCAUUUCGACGCCUUGAGUUCGGCAAUUCGGUCAUCGCCAUCUUGGUUUUUUGAAGCCAGAUGUGACCAUAUUUGGGCAAGAGGCUGGAGCUGUGGAGGAGCGAUGGGUGGAUCUGACUGAGAGCCGAGGACACUACUGGCAGACAGCCUGCCUGUCCUGCAGUUUUUGUUUGGCACUUGUGUGUUGGCUUCAUUUUUCAGUCCCUAAAGUUGCUGCUUGGUCUGUACUUUAAAGGUAUUCAUUACUGACACCCAGCCUUGUUACUGUGCGAUAAAAUAAAUGCAACAAAUGUGAAAUUUCUGUGUUUUUUUCCUCAUUAAAUAAAAUCAGUGAUUUCUU
Molecule: messenger RNA, 1908 nt
Organism: Epinephelus moara (kelp grouper)
Lineage: Eukaryota; Metazoa; Chordata; Actinopteri; Perciformes; Serranidae
Gene: ino80c
Product: INO80 complex subunit C
Exons: 5
Coding region: 105-713 (202 amino acids)
Biological process (GO): chromatin remodeling
Cellular component (GO): Ino80 complex
Source: RefSeq, a predicted model, not a curated record